GGCGGCCAACCCAACGCCAACGCGGUCCAGCCAAGUCCAAGCCAACCCACCCCACCCACCACCACGCCGAGUCGCCGACCGACCGGCCGACGCGUCGCCAACGCCCAACGGGAACUUCCCAACCCGCCGACGGGUUCCACCGCGCCCGCAAUCCCACCCCUUUUCCCCACCGCCGCGGCCGCGUCCUCCCGCACCCCGGAGACCGCCGUGACUCCCGCCCCGCCCCUCGCCGGCGACCAUCGGCCGCCGGCGACGCCCGGCAUGCCGCCCUCACGCCUCGUCCACCUCAUCCUCCUCGCCACGCUCUCGCUCCUCCUCGCGCAAACCCUAGCCUCCUCCUCCCCGGCGCCCGCCGCGGCGACGGCGGCGGGGGCGGCUGCGGAGCCCGGGGACCCCUGCGCCGCGGCGGACGCGGACGGCGACGUCGCGCUGUGCCCCGUGCGGUGCUUCCGCCCGGACCCGGUCUGCGGCGCCGACGGGGUCACGUACUGGUGCGGCUGCCCCGAGGCGGCCUGCGCGGGGGCCCGCGUCGCGCGGCGCGGCUACUGCGAGGUCGGCGCCGGCUCCGCGCCCGUCUCCGGCCAGGCGCUGCUGCUCGUCCACAUCGUCUGGCUCUUCGUCCUCGGCGCCGCCGUCCUCCUCGGCUUCCUCUGACGCGCGCGCGCGCCCCCCACCGCCCCUCCCGUUCCCCCGCAGUCGUGCUCCCCUCUCCGGAUGUAAGGCUGCUCAUUCUUUUCCCCGAUUUUUUGCUGGUUGGUGCCUUCUUGCUGUGCUGUCGAGCGCUGAGGAAUGGUCGUGUGACGAUUUCGUCGUAAUUUUCGGAGGAUUCGGCUAGAGUGGUAACCCAAUUCUUUCGUAGAUCUGUUGGAUUUGUCUGUGCUCUAGGCUUCGGAGCAGAGCUGUGAUGAUUGGUUGUGAGAUGUUGUAGGUUCAGAUCAUGUAAACAGUUGUAAAUUCCGCUCUAACAUUUCCGUUGAUCAGGUUGCUUUUGUCCAGAAAUUUGAGAUUGGUGGUAAAUUCGAUUUGUAUGGUUCGACAUUAAGUACAUAUAUGAAUUCAGGUUGACAUCUGAGAGCUGCUCAAGCCACUAAA
Setaria italica (foxtail millet) is the source of this 1092-nucleotide messenger RNA. RefSeq lists its product as uncharacterized. Bases 262 to 654 code for a protein of 130 amino acids. NCBI's taxonomy places the organism in Eukaryota, Viridiplantae, Streptophyta, Magnoliopsida, Poales, Poaceae. The transcript has a single exon. The record is from RefSeq and is a predicted model, not a curated record.